AUGGAAACUACUAUUGAAAAUAAUGAAAUUGGUUGUAAUAAUAUGUCAUCCAAAGAUCUCAAACCAGCAGUUGGUUUGGAAUUUUCUUCUAUUGAAACAGCUGAUUUAUUCUACAAAGAAUAUGGGAGAAGCAAGGGAUUUUCUACACGUAAGAGAUCAUCAUAUGCCAGUGCGCAUAUGGGAGGUAUAAGUAGAGUUAUAUUUGUUUGUGGUUGUGAAGGUGUCUACGGUAAAGAUUCUAAUUAUGAUGAUUCAAAUAUUUUUGAUGAUGAUGAAGUCGAACAGGAGAUUGUUAAGAGGAAAAAGAACACUUCAACCAUGAGAACAAAUUGUAAAGCUAUGAUGCGUAUAGCUUUGGAUGUAAAACGUAAUAUAUGGUAUAUAAAUGCAUUUGUGGAUGAACACAAUCAUGUUAUGGUCUCUCCUAAAAAGAGAGUUCUCAUGAGGUCAAACAAGUAUAUGCCGAGUGAAGCUAAAAGCUUGGUUGAAGCAUUUAACAACAAUAGCCUCCCAGUUGGUAAGGUUGCAUCAUUAUUCGGGCAUAGUGAAAAUACUACAUUCACUCCUAGGGAUGUUUACAAUCAUUUGAGGACGGUUAGGAAAUCUUUAUUAGAUAUUGGAGAUGCAGAAGCCUUGCAUGACUACUUCAGAAAAAGAAUAAUUGAGAACCCCAGUAUCUAUUAUGCAAUACAAGUUGAUGAAAUAGGGAGGGCAGCAAAUUUUUUUUGGGUUGAUGCACAUUCGCGGAUGGCAUAUAGUCGUUUUGGAGAUGUUGUAACGUUCGAUACAACAUAUAGGACCAAAAAAUAUAGUAUGCCCUUUGCUCCUUUUACAGGUACGAACCAUCAUCACCAGUCUAUCACAUUUGGAUUUGCAUUAAUUGGAGAUGAGACAAAAGAGACUUUUACAUGGUUGUUUAAGACGUGGCUUGAAGCAAUGGGAGGUACUCCUCCAAUUUCAGUACUUACUGAUCAGGAUCAAGCCAUGACAAUUGCGAUUGCUACGGUACUCCCUAAUACCCGUCAUCGUUUUUGUUUGUGGCAUAUUAAGAAGAAGUUUGGAGAGAAGCUAAGUCACGUAUUCUUUAAGAAAUCGAAGUUUAAGCGAACAGUUAAAGCGGUUACUCGGUUUACAUAUACAAUUGAGGAUUUUGAAAAUCAAUGGAACUCCAUGCUAAUAGAGUUUAAUUUGAUAGAGCAUGAAUGGAUUAAAGACCUGACAUCUCUACGAGAAUUCGUCGAAAGUUGUGAUCAGGCACUGGAAAGAAUGUAUGUUAGAGAAAGGGAAGAAGACUACAAGUCUAUCCACAUGAAGCGUAUAUUUGCCUCACAAGAUUUAUUGGUAAUGCAUGCAUCUAAGGUUUUUACUCGCGUUAUUUUUAACAAAGUUCAUGCCGAGUUUAAUGCGUCUUUGAAGUAUCAAUCAACAAUAAUUGAGGUCAAUGGUUAUGAGCACUCUUAUAAAGUAUUCUGGAAAGUAGACAAAGAUAUAGUGGAAGAAUUUUCAUUAAAGAUUAAUGAGUUAACCAAAAGUGGUCCAUGUGGUUGCCAAAAUUUUGAAUUCAAGGGGAUACCAUGCAGACAUUUGCAUCAUAUUUUAGUAUCUCGCCUUUAUGAGACAGAGAUUCCACCUCAUUUUAUAAUGGAAAGGUGGACAAAAAAUGCUAACAAGUGUGCGGUUUUAGGUUCUGAUCGCUUGGAAAUAAAAGAUGAUAAGGUUGGAAUUGAAGCCAUGCAGAUCAGUCAUUAUUGCCGACGAUCAUCUGAGCUAGCGUACAUGUUUUUGGGUAAAUCAGAAAAAGCGUACGAGAUGGCAAUAGAUUUUCUUAACCAAGCAUUUGAGAAGGCUAGAGAGAUAGAUAAUGUUGAACUUGAAAAAGAACAUGGUGAAGACAUAACUAUUGAUCAGGCAUGCACCACCGCUGUAGACGUACCUGGCGAUGUUUCGAAUGUUACUACCGCUGCUAAGAUGAUCUUGGGUGAUCCACGCAUCUCCCAGACGAAAGGUAGGAAUCCUGAAAAGGGAAAAUAA
Papaver somniferum (opium poppy) is the source of this 2031-nucleotide messenger RNA. RefSeq names its product protein FAR1-RELATED SEQUENCE 5-like. The record is from RefSeq and is a predicted model, not a curated record. Gene Ontology annotation, molecular function: zinc ion binding. NCBI's taxonomy places the organism in Eukaryota, Viridiplantae, Streptophyta, Magnoliopsida, Ranunculales, Papaveraceae. The transcript has 2 exons. Gene Ontology annotation, biological process: regulation of DNA-templated transcription. The coding region runs from base 1 to 2031 and encodes 676 amino acids.